AUGAGUGUGGAAGUUCUAGAUGGCAACACCAUCGUCAACUUUGUUGGCGACGAGGAAGCCUUCACUGUCUCGGUUCACGAGCUAUUCGUGAACCUAAACAGUGAUCACGAUGGCCAGCUCUCGUACUCGGAGAUGCUGAAGGAGCUGCAGAAUUUGAGGGUCUUCGAGACUCAUUUUGGCAUCGACCAGAGUAUGAGCCCCAGCGAGUUGGCUAGCGAGUACGAGUCUUUGUUCACAAAGUUCGAUCAUGACUCGAACGAUCGGGAAUGUGGAUCUCGAGGAGUUCAAGGCUGA
This is a messenger RNA of Linum tenue, 294 nucleotides long. NCBI's taxonomy places the organism in Eukaryota, Viridiplantae, Streptophyta, Magnoliopsida, Malpighiales, Linaceae. The record is from the annotation of a GenBank genome assembly.